Messenger RNA from Xyrauchen texanus (razorback sucker), 5185 nucleotides. RefSeq lists its product as uncharacterized. The coding region runs from base 1689 to 3215 and encodes 508 amino acids. The record is from RefSeq and is a predicted model, not a curated record. Lineage: Eukaryota; Metazoa; Chordata; Actinopteri; Cypriniformes; Catostomidae. The transcript is spliced from 7 exons.
GACGGCAAGUCUCUUGGUAAGCACGACUUAAUUGUCAGGUUCCUAAAAGGUGCCCGGAGGUUGACUCCCUCUCGGCCUAACCGAUUUCCUCUCCCGGACGUGCGCUUGGCCACGCCCCCGCUGCCACAACAACAUUAUAAUAUUUGAAUGAUAUAGGUAAAAAUAUAAUAAAUGUGUAAUAUAGUUAUCAUAUUUAGCAAAAUACUCCUCUCUAUAGCAAGUAUUUUAUAAGUCCAACUAACAUGCGUGCUAUGGGUCAUUAAAAGGCAUCCUGAGGUAAAUGUAACGUUAGGUGACAUAUGUUGUUCUCCAGCUGUUUUAUGGACAUCUUUCCACGGUUGAAAAACACUGAUCGAUCGAUUUUAUUACAUUUCGGUAAGUUAUACUGUAUCUUUCAAAUUACCUAUUGAUCAUUCGUGUUUAUUUACUAUUAACUAGUAGUAAAGAGUAACAGAUUAUUGGUUCAAAUGCCCCUUGAACUGAGAUCUGUCAGCGAAUUGACAGAAUCUGAGAGCUGAGAAUCUGUUUCAUAUCAAUAGUAACCUUCUCUGUCUUGUCUGUCGGUGUCAGUGUCCUCUUUGCUUCGCGAUUUUUCUCUGCAUGAGAAAAUGGAUGUGUGGCGUGAGAGCAUGUAAAAAGUGACUAUUGCGUGUCUCUCACAGUGAAUUCGUGAGAGUUGGCAGCCCUGCAGAUUCAGUUUGUAAAUGUUUUCGGCGGGUGUGCUUGUGCUACCGCGGUCUUGUUCAUUUGCCAUGUUGUUUGUGUAUCUCUAUCAUGGCAAGCGCUGAGCCCUGUCGUUAAAGAGAAAACCGAUUUUCAUUCAAACAAAUCGACGUAAACUACUCAUUUGAGUUAAUCGAUAAAAUCUAUUUAUCGCCCAGCCCUAUUUUCAACAGUCUAUAGUCUUCUUAAACUGUAGGCCUAUACAUUUUUUGGCACUGGGCUGUGUGCUCACGAUACAGGAAGAUUACAACGAUGAUGUCAAUUAUGGCUUAUGGAUGACAGAGAAGCUAGUGUAAAUAAGCUGUACAGCUUGGGACAGACACGGUUUGAUUAGUAAAUCAUAAGGCUGUUGUACUUUCAAUAAUACAUAAUAUGUAAAUACAUAAAAUGAAAACCGACUCAACAGGUGUUUCUGCCUUAUGUAAAUCAGUUUGUAUUUGGGUGUUAUUACAAACCAAACAAAUAGUUAUGAUCAUACAAAUGAUUUUGCCUCAAUUAGAAUUUUGAAUGUCAUAUGCUUUUUUUCUUACAGAAAGUAAUGGACCAUUCUCAGAGAACAAAGAGAAGGAAAAUUGCUGCAAAAGUUGCUGAACAUUUUCGUCUUGUUUCACAACAGAAUGAAUUUGAACAACAGCAUUUUAAUUUGGAAUCAGCCUAUAAUGAACCAUUGGAGGAUUCUGUUUAUCAUGAUUGUGUCGAGGAUGUAACCGAGAAUGUAGAAAAUGAAUAUCCCACAGACAUUUUUUAUGAUGCUUUGGACAAUGACAUAUUUUAUGAUGGUUUUGAAAAUGGGAUUGCUGACAAUACCAGUGACUUUGACCUGGACUCUGAAUGUUCUGAUUCAGAACAUGCGGCUUCAGAGACACUAGAUGACACAAAUGGUCUUGCAGAGUGGGUUGCAGAAUACAAUAUCUCUCAAAAUGUAUUGUCUGCUCUUCUGAAAAUUCUCAGACAAAAACGCCUUAAUGUGCACAGACCGCAAGUGUGAUGCCAAAAAUGUAGCAGGAGGAACAUACUAUCAUUUUGGAAUUAGGAAUUCAGUUCUGGCAGAAUUGGCAUCUUUAGAUUUUGAUCUGAGAGAUCUGACAGACACUCUCACGCUUAGAGUUAAUAUUGAUGGUCUACCUUUAUUCCGCAGCAACAAUGUAAGUUUGUGGCCUAUUUUGAGUAGGAUUAAGGAGAUCCCAAAUUCAAAUGUUUUUGUGAUUGGCUUAUACUCAGGUGUGAUAAAACCAUCAAAUGUGCAAGAGUAUUUAAAUGAAUUUAUUCAAGAUGUUAAAGUUGUUGUACAGGAGGGUAUUCAGUAUAAUUAUGUGCAUUUCACAGUUGCUGCUCCUGAUGCAUUCAUAUGUGAUGCUCCAGCAGGUGCGUUCCUCAAAUGUGUGAAGGGUCACAACGGGUAUUACGCAUGUGAGCGCUGCACUCAAAAAGGUGUCCAUAUAAAUAGGAGAAUGUCUUUUGCUGAGUUGUCUGGAGAGCGAAGGACUGAUCAGACAUUUAGGGAAAUGGGUUAUGAAGAGCACCAAGGUGGAGUUUCACCCCUGUCUGAGUUAGGUGUGGGGUUAGUCUCAAGUUUUGUGCUUGAUUAUAUGCACCUUGUGUGUUUGGGCGCGAUGCGCCAGUUGAUUUAUCUUUGGUUAAAAGGGCCUCUGAAAUGCAGACAGUCUGUUAAAAAUCUCACUAUGAUUUCUGCAUUCAUGGCUUCUGUCAGGCAGUAUUUGCCGAGGAAUUUUUCUAGGAAACCAAGGUCUCUUCUAGAAAUUAGUAUGUGGAAAGCAACUGAAUUAAGGCAGUUUUUACUUUACACUGGUCCUGUUGUCCCACUUAAAAAUAUACCUGAUACAAUGUAUAGAAACCUUAUACUCUUGUCUGUAUCGAUAAGAAUUCUUCUUAGCCCUGAUUUGUGCACUGAAAACUGUGACUAUGCUGAAGAUAUUUUGAAAAAUUUUGUCCAAGAUUUUGGCAUUAUUUAUGGCCUUGAAUUUGUUGGAUACAACAUCCAUUCUUUGAUACACAUUGCCCAAGAUGCACGGAACUUUGGUCCUUUGGAUAGCAUUUCCUGCUUCCCAUUCGAAACAUAUUUAGGUAAAUUUAAAAAGAUUGUACAGAGGCCCCAAAAUCCUGUGCAGCAAAUUGUUAGGCGCAUCCAUGAGAAGCAGAAAGUGGCAAAACAGAAGAAAAUAUCAAUUUCCUCUCCUCUCAAACAGCUCCAUUUCUCUGGACCAGUGACUGAUGAACUUGGAACAUGCCAGCAAUACAGGCAGUACAAAUGCUGUAAAGGUGAUAACUGUUUUUCCUUAGGGGGAAGGACUCUCAUUGUGAGAAAUAUUUUGCUUUCUUCUUGUGAAACUCCCAAUGUUCUCUGUCACUUCUUUAAAAGCUAUGAAUUUUUUUUCAGCUACCCAAUUGACUCGGCAUGCCUUGGAAUUCACUUUGUUUCAAACUUAUCCAAAGACUUGCAUGUGAUAUCGGUUGAGGAAUUAAGGAGAUAAAUAGUGCUCUUGCCAUUUAAAUCUGGAUUUGUGGCAUUCCCACAGCUGCAUUAGCCUGUUUGUUUUGCAUUUUUCCAGCAUGUUACCAUUUGCGGUUGUGGAUUUUUUGGAUGGUGGAGGUGUAGCUAUUGUACCCUGCAAGUGGUUUACGGGACCAGAGGAAGAUGCUUGUUACUGGCCACCAAGACGAGUCAACAUCAGCAAGGCAGUAAAGGAGGAACUUGUUCCAAACCCUACCUGGCUGCAGUUUAAAGUGCUCGUCCUGGGAAAAGCAGGAAAAUAUGCCCACGCCACAUCAAAGCUUUUGAAGUCUGAGGCGACCUCAGACUUGCAGACGGAGUCUGAUUCUGGAAGACGGAUGGGAAAAGGGAAGCGCAAAAGAAGGCCAGUGUGUCUGUCAAGCUCUGAUGAGGAACUCUGUGGUGCUGGGCAUGAUCAUCCAUCCAGUGUGCCUUUACCUCCACCAGUUCCAGAGAACCUCCAACCGCAGGCUCCCCACUUACUCAAGACCCGUCCAUUUAUUCAACCACCUUCAAUUCCUUUAACGGCCGUUGCUCCAGAACGCCCCAGUAGAAUUUUGCAAGAUGCCAGUUCUGCAUUUAGAGAUCUGCAUUUACCUUCCCCAGUGCCAGAGAACCCUUAACCGAAGGAUCCCCACUUGCACGGGACCCGUCCAUUUAUUCAGCCCUCUCCACCUUCAACACCUUUAACAGCUGUAACACCAGACCGCCCCAGUAGAGUUCCUCAGGGUGCCAGUUCUGCAUUUAGAGAUGCCAUGUUUGCAUGUCUCCUAACCGUCCUGGAGGAAAUCAAGGAGACAAAGAGUGUUCAUGGGAGGAUGAUACAAUCACUCCUCACACAACGGGAUGCAAGUACAGUUGCAGCACUUCUAGAAGAUAUUGUUUUCCCCCUGAGGACGGUCUCGAAUGUUGAUGCAAUGGAUCAAAAAUUGGCAGACCCCACCUUCCACAAACAAGUGACUUCUCAUGUUUGGAGAACCUCUCCAGUAUAGUCGGGAAUUCCUUCUGUUUUUGCACAGCACCAGCAUAGGCACCGUGGACUCUUCCGCAGUUAUCCCCGCAGAGAUUCUCCGGUUGCCGGACCCUUAUGCAGCAGUGAAGAGGAACAGGGCGCAUCGGACGAGGCCAACAGCAAGAAAAAGAGGGAGACGCGGCGGUGUACGCCAGAGGCUCAGGAGACAGAGACAUAGGCGGAUUCCCCUUCCCACAGUCAUCCUCGCUAAUGUCCAGUCACUCCGGAAUAAAGUUGACGAGCUUCAGGCAAAUGUUAAGUUCCUGGCGGAGUAUAGCAGUGCCUGUCUUCUCGCCUUCACAGAGACAUGGCUUAAGGAACACGACUUACAGUCCGAUCUGGAGAUCGAUGGCUUCGGAGUUCCCUAUCGCUUGGACAGAGAUCCUGCAGUGACCGGUUGGCGUGGUGGCAGAAAUUGGAGGGAGAACUGUGGAUGAAGCCACACGAAGGAUGAUGGCCUUCCUUUUAGACCACCCCCUAUCAAGACAGUACAAUUUUGUUGGCUGCCAUGGAAAGCGAGAGUUUGGGGGGCUCAAACUGUUUGAGGUUGUGUAUGGAAGCUUGAAAAAAAAAUGCCCUUACAAACCAAAUUAACAGAAGAGAGGCUGAAAAGGCAGUGUCAAAGUGGCUAAUUGGUGCCAGGGACAGGGGAGGAAACCGUACUGUGAGGACACGUGGUGGACACCAAGAUAGGGCUGUUGGGAGAGCGACAACAGAGGAGUAAGAAGCUGCACUGUUGUUGUUUUGUUCGUGAAAUGCUUAAUUUUAUAGUUUUCAGAUAUGCAUAUAUAAACAAUACAAGUUAUGCCAAAUAAAGUUUGUCAGAAGCUUUAACUUUUUUUCUUUUCUUUUUAUAUUUGUCUGUUAAUAAAGUUGUACAUGUGCAAGUUCUAAUAGUCAUGUUUAAAUGAUGAUUAUAACUUCCUUAAUAAAGUAAA